AUCGUCACAGGAAGAAGCUCAACAUCUCCUACUCUCGUAUUUAUAUUUUAUAACCUAUUGAUCUCAUCUCCCAUUCUCACUCACAGUUGGUAUAUCGAAAUCCCACAGCUUUUCCUGCAACCAACAAAUAUGGCAAACAGUGUCGUCGAAACUCAACAGCAACAAGAACAGAACGCCAUUCCUCUUCUCACUCCCUACAAAAUGGGAAACUUCACUCUUUCUCACAGAAUUGUGAUGGCGCCGUUAACUAGACAGAGAUCUUACGGGAAUGUUCCUCAGCCGCAUGCUAUCUUAUACUAUUCCCAGAGAACCACCAAAGGGGGACUUCUUAUAACUGAAGCUACAGGAGUUUCCAACACUGCUCAAGGGUAUCAAGACACACCUGGUAUAUGGACAAA
Molecule: messenger RNA, 398 nt
Organism: Rubroshorea leprosula
Lineage: Eukaryota; Viridiplantae; Streptophyta; Magnoliopsida; Malvales; Dipterocarpaceae
Source: the annotation of a GenBank genome assembly